Aphidius gifuensis is the source of this 1347-nucleotide messenger RNA. Its product is annotated as SOSS complex subunit B homolog. Gene Ontology annotation, molecular function: DNA binding. Lineage: Eukaryota; Metazoa; Arthropoda; Insecta; Hymenoptera; Braconidae. Gene Ontology annotation, biological process: mitotic cell cycle checkpoint signaling; response to ionizing radiation; double-strand break repair via homologous recombination. Gene Ontology annotation, cellular component: SOSS complex. The transcript is spliced from 2 exons. Bases 287 to 958 code for a protein of 223 amino acids. The record is from RefSeq and is a predicted model, not a curated record.
AUAUAUAAUUAACAAAUACACACGAAAUAAUAAAUAAAUUAAUUUAAAAAAAAAAAUUAAAACUAUUUACAUACACCUGAUUAUUUUGUUGUUAAAAAUGUUGAAGAUUUAAUUUUAAUAUUUUUAUUUAUCAUUGAAAAUGAAUGAUAAUAAUAAAAGAAUAAAUAAACAAAUAAAUUUGAUAAAUUAACAAGAAAAAUAACAGAAUAAUCAAAUCAAAUUUAGUAAAAGAAGUGUUGUUGUUUUUUGGUUAUAAAUUUGUAUAUAUUAAUUUAUAAACAAAAAAAUGGAUGUUGUGAUAAAAGACAUAAGACCUGGACAAAAAAAUUUAAAUGUUGUAUUUAUAAUUCUUGAAGUUGGUCAUCCAACAAUAACAAAAGAAAGUAGAGAAGUAAGAACAUUAAAAGUUGCUGACCAUACAGCAUGUAUGAAUGUAUCAAUUUGGGAUGAACCAGGACAAUUAUUAGUACCAGGUGAUAUUGUUAGAUUAACAAAAGGUUAUGCAUCAAUGUGGCGUCAAUGUUUAACUUUAUAUUCUGGUAAAAGUGGUGAUAUACAAAAAAUUGGUGAAUUUUGUAUGGUUAUUAAUGAACAAUUAAAUAUGAGUGAACCAAAUCCAGCACUUGCUGGACAGUUACUAAAUCAAACUGGUACUGGUUCACCUGGUAGUAAUAUCAACAAUACAAUAACAAAUAAUGGUAAUGCAAAUAAUAUACCACCAUCACCAAGACAACCAUUGACAAACAAUGCAUCUGCUCCAGGAUCACCAGCAUCAGUUGCAUCAACAGUUGCAUCAAGUUCAACAAAAAGUGGUGGUAAUAGCAGUAAUGUAACUGGUGCUAAUACUGGUCCUAAAACAACACCAACUCCAUCACCAACAACACCACCAACAACUGGAAAAACUGGUACACGAGGAAGAGGUGGUUAUCGUAAUGGUGGUCGUAAUGAACGUAGAUAACAUUAAUAAUUAAUUAAUUCCAUUGUAAAUGACAUUUCAUUUGAUGAAAAUUUAAUUGACACAAAAAUGUAACAUACUUUCUUUAUUCAAAUUUAAUUUUAAUUGUAUAUUUUUAAUGUACAUUAUACGUUCUUUAUGCUAAUUUUUUUUUUAUCUUUAUUUUUUUAAUAUUUACUGUUGAAUUACUUGUCGAGGGUAACACAAGUGAUAAUAUUGAUUUACUCUUGUUACACAAAUGGUGAGCUCUUGAAAAAUUAUCAAAUAUGUUCAGAUAUUAUUUCAUUUUGUAAUAUUACAUUUAUUAAAAUUAACUUGUGAUUUAUUUUUUUUUAUUAUUUCAAUAAUAUAUACACCACAGUGCCGGUUAAUAUGUUACCGAGAAAAUUUAA